AAGAACCAUUAGGAAUGGGGGGGGUAACUGCCAUCCCGUGUUUGAGGUUGCCUCAUUUACCACAUGGAACUGACUCAUGCUUAUUCUGCUCUGUGGCCAAGCAAAGCAAACCUCAGUUCCCUGUUUUUUUGUCCCUUUUUCCUCCCCUCUAGGUAAUGAUGUACGACCAACACAGAAUAAGUUCCACUCUAUAGCCAACGGGAUCUCGAGGACUUGAUUACAGUCGCUUUUAGCCUGAUAGUUUGUCCGUGCGGCUGCUCCCACCAUCCCUUCUAAGCUCGUCUGUAGUCGGCUGGCCUCUCUUCUGAUAACUUCCCGUCCCUCUCUGUGGGUGAAGAAGACCUUGUCUGCUUUUCCCGUUUCCCACUUUUGGUUCCUGUUUUACUCUAAGCAGUGGUGCUUCCCUGGAUUUGGAUUAUUCUCCAUUAGGAAUUAAAGUAAGUUUACCAAAAUGAUUCCAAACGGAUAUUUGAUCUUUGAGGAUGAAAGCUUCCUGGAUUCCAUCGUGGCCAAAAUGAACGCUCUGAGAAAGAGUGGCCAGUUCUGUGAUGUUAGGCUGCAGGUGUGUGGUCAUGAGCUGAUGGCUCACCGUGCUGUCCUGGCCUGCUGCAGCCCCUACCUGUUUGAGAUCUUCAACAGCGAUAUCGAGACUCCUGGAAUCUCUCAUAUCACCUUUGAGGACUUGAACGCAGAGGCUGCGGAAGUUUUGCUCAACUAUGCCUACACUGCCCAACUGAAAGCUGAAAAGGAGCUAGUCAAGGACGUUUACUCUGCGGCCAGAAGGUUCAAGAUGGAACGAGUUAAACAGAUUUGUGGCGACUACCUGCUGUCGAAAAUGGAUUCCCAGAAUGCAAUUUCCUUUCGGAACUUUGCCAGCUCCAUGGGAGACCCCAGACGUUUGGCCAAGGUGGACGCCUACAUCCAGGACCAUCUGCUGGAUGUGUCUGAACAGGAGGACUUCCUUAAACUUCCCAGAUUAAAGUUAGAGGUGAUGCUUGAAGACCACCUGACCCUUCCCAGCAACGGCAAGCUCUACUCGAAAGUGCGGAACUGGGUGCAGCGUAGCCUUUGGGAGAAUGGAGACCAACUGGAGCAACUGAUGGAAGAGGUCAGUAUCAAAGCCCCUUCUCUCCUCUCAGACCGAAUCUUCAGUCAUACUCUGCCCUUCCCUUUCCUCUGAUUCCUCCUGUUUGUG
Messenger RNA from Nothobranchius furzeri (turquoise killifish), 1195 nucleotides. The record is from RefSeq and is a predicted model, not a curated record. Lineage: Eukaryota; Metazoa; Chordata; Actinopteri; Cyprinodontiformes; Nothobranchiidae.